AUGGCGACGCCAGGCACGUCCAACCCGACCUCCCACACGGUCAGCCUCCUGCUCUCCAAGAUCAACGAUGCCGACCCCGAUUACCGUUACAUGGCCCUCAACGAUCUGUUGGCCACCCUCAACAUUGCCAAGCCAGACCUCCUCCAACACGACUACAACACAUCAAAUCGCACUCUCGACGAGGUCAUCAAGGCUUUGGGUGAUCAGAAUGGCGAGGUCCAGAACCAGGCCAUCAAGGUGCUGGGUCCCCUAUUCAAGAAGCUCCCAUGGCAGACCUACGGCACCGCCAUGCAGAAGCUUAUCGAGUUGCAAAGCCAAAACUCGGAUAUCAACUCAGUUCCUGCCAUGGCCCUCAAAGCUGUCAUCGAAGCCUUUCCGCGUCCUGUGCCCGGUGUCGCGACGAGUAAGGAAGCGCAAGAGGCUUACGAGACCAUCAGCAAGUUGCUCAUUCCUCGCUUCCUGGGUCAGACCACCGGCAAACAGGUACCCGGCCUGCUCCAAGGAGGCCAAGUCACUUCGGAUUCUGUCGACGUUCUCAUAGAAGUCGUCAGAUGCUUCGGCCCAGUGCUUACCCUUGUUGAGGUUGAGGCUCUCCACGAUGCUGUUGUUAGCCUUUUGGCCCAGGAGAAGUCCACAUCAGUCGUCAAGAAGAGAGCCGUUGCCGCCGUGUCUAUGCUGGCUCACUACUUGUCGGACGAUCUUUUGGCUACUUUCGUUAAGCGCACUGUCUCUCUGUUGCGCAAGUCCAGCAUGCCACCCGCUACCCGCCGUCUCUACAUCACAAUCCUGGGUUCCAUGGCCCGUUCCAUUCCUCAUCGGUUUGGCCGUUAUCUGCCCGAGGUGGUCACUUUCGUUCUCGAUGCCCUUAACGAGGAGGAGUUGCAGGCACAACUCGAAGCCAUCCAAGAAGGAAGCGAGACUACUUCGGAAUGGGGCGAUGUUCGGGAAGCCGCUCUUGUUGCCCUGGACGCAUUCCUUUCCUCCUGUCCCAACCAGAUGCGUCCCUACACGAAUGAUGCCAUCGAUGCCUGUCUGCGGUACCUCAAGUUCGAUCCCAACUAUGCCGCCGACGAGGACGAGGAUAUGGAAGAGGAGGAAGACGAGGAAGACGAUUUCGACGAUGACGACGAGUUCGAGGCUGAUGGUAACUUUGACGACGACGAUGAUGCAAGCUGGAAGGUCAGGCGGUGCGCUGCCAAGGCCCUGCAUACCAUCAUUUCAACACGAAGCAGCGGCGACCUCUUGGAGAGCGGUGUUCUCUACCAAAAGGUUGCUCCGGCAUUGAUCAAGAGGUUCGACGAGCGCGAGGAGAAUGUUCGUCUGGAGGUUCUCUCUGCCGUCUCCUUGCUGAUUCGCAAGACGGGAGAGGGUGUCAUUCCUGACUUUACGAUCGACAGCGCCACUGGCGAUAGCCUUGGCCAAGCUCCUCAGAGCCGGAAGCGCAGACGCCAGAGUAGCGCAGCUGGUCAAGCUGGUCUGCCGGUAAAUCUCUCCGGCACUGGGCUUACAUCGCCAAAGGCCGAAAAGAUCCCAGCAACGGGACCUCGUGCCGAUCUCGCCGCCCUCACUCCUGCCAUUGUCAAGUCGGCUACCAAACUGCUCAAGGGCAAGCUCAUUCCCACGAAGCAGGCCACCAUCAAUAUUCUUGAUGAUCUGAUUUCGGUUCAAAAGGGUGGCCUUGCGCCAUAUCUCGACCAGAUCACGGACCUUAUUCUGGAUGCCAUCAAACCGACCGGAUUAGGCACCUCAUCGACGCAGAUUUCUUUUACUGGGGGCAGCUUCGCCAGGAACCACUCGUCAAAUGACCUGCAGCCUUACCUACCAAAGAUCGUUGAUGGUGUUGUUUCAGUUGUUCAUGACCGUGUCUACAAGAUCGCCGCUGAGGCUGUCCAAACUGCCGAGGAAGUCUCCAAGGCCAUCACACCCCCACGUGCUCGCAUGACUGCGCAAAAGUACAAGGGAGAGCUGCAAAAGCUUUACAAUGUGAUGGUUGACCGCACCACGGACAAUGAUGCUGACGCCGAAGUUCGCCAAAAGGCCAUCCAUGCCCUUGGGACCCUCCUCUCUCGGACAUCAGAUGCUGAAGGCGCCGCCUUGCUCCCGGAUGAGAACCGGAAGACUGCUCUCGGUCACCUUAAGGACAGGCUCUUCAACGAAACCACGCGUCUCGCCGCCGUCCGGGCAAUUGACACUGUUGCCGCUUUCUCAUCGUCUGGAGCUUCUUUCGACGCGCCGUGGACUCAAGAAGUUGUUGGUGAACUUGCCGCUCAGUUGCGCAAGGCCAACCGUUCCUUGAGGGGCUCCAGCGUUAUGGCCCUCAAGCAUUUGGUCCUCUCGCCGGCUACCAAGAACACUCUAGAUGAUGCGACUGUCCAGAAGGUGGUGACCGCGCUGGUUACAGUCAUCACGCACUACGACGCCCAGCUUCUUGGCCCUGGUCUUCUCGUGCUUGCACGCCUGGCACAGGAGAAGCCGCAAAUCGUCAUCACUCACGAGCUCAUGACCGCGCUCUGUAAACUACUUAUGGAGUCGACAGUUACAGGCACGGUCCUUGACUCUCUUCUAGUGCUUGUCCAUAGCAUCGGCCAGACUGGGAAGGGAGAGAUUCUGAUGCAGCGCCUGCUCAACCAGGUUGCCCUGAGCGGUGACCCCGCGGUGGUCGGCAAGGUUAUCGGUACCCUUCUUGUGGCGAGUGGUAAUAAGGGCACCUACACGGCCGAGCUUUUCGUCCAGGAGAUCCAGCAGCAGAAGGGUGAGAGGGCCAGCCUUGCGCUUACCAUUCUGGGUGAGGCCGGACUUCGUCUUGGCGAUAAGUUCCCGUACUCUCCCAGCCUCUUCCUUGAGCAGUUCCAUAGCGAGUACGACAAGACGGCGCUUUCUGCCGCCGUUGCUUUGGGUCGUGCUGGAGCGGGCAACGUAACUGCUUAUGUCCCGGUCAUCCUUGAGUCGAUGCAUCAGGGGGGUAACACGCAGUACUUGCUUCUUCAGUCUAUCAAGGAGGUUCUCCAGCAAGUUGCUAUGUCUUCGACCGAUCUUGGCCAGUUGUCGACUCCCAUCUGGAACCAGAUCCUUGCUGCGUCUGGGUCGGAGGAUAACAAGGCGGUUUGUGCAGAGUGUAUUGGUCGUUUGGUUAUCAUUGAUCCCAAGACGUACAUGUUGAAGCUUGUCUCCCUGCUCAACGACCAGUCGCCUUUGUUGAGGGCCAUCGCCAUUCAGGCCCUUCGCUACACUCUCCCCGACGAGAACGAGGUCUUUGACAGCAUGCUCAAGAGCCACCUGGUUGACAUGCUCAAGACGAUGCUGGAGGAUCCUGAGAUGGAGAACCGUCGUCAUGCCAUGUCGACCUUCAACUCGGCGGCGCACAACAAGGCGGACAUCAUCCUUGUUCAUCUUAACAAGCUGAUGCCUUAUGUCAUGAGGGAGACGGUGAUCAAGCCGGAGCUCAUCAGGGAGGUUCAGAUGGGUCCGUUCAAGCAUAUUAUUGAUGAUGGUUUGGAACUUCGCAAGGCUGCAUACGAAACCCUCUACGCUCUCAUGGAGACGGCGUUUUCCCGCAUCAGCAUUAUUGAUCUUUACGACCGCAUUGUCGCCGGCCUGUCGGAUGACAACGAUAUCAAGGCUCUCUGCAACCUGAUGGUCUCCAAACUCGCCUACAUCGCCCCCGAAGAGACCAUUCGCCGUCUCGACUCCAUCGCAGAGGCCUUCCGCAAGACGCUGUCGACCAAGCUGAAGGACACAGCGGUGAAGCAGGAGCUCGAGAAGCUAGCUGAGGCUAACCGGGCAGCUCUUCGGGUCACACUCUUGCUCGGGGAGAAACUCAAGGCUUACCUAAGCACGGGCGGCGUGGUCGGAGCGGCAGCCCCCCGGGGGCUCGGCUGCAGUGGCAGGAACCAACCAGGUCUGGCAUAG
Sordaria macrospora k-hell is the source of this 3909-nucleotide messenger RNA. The record is from RefSeq and is a predicted model, not a curated record. NCBI's taxonomy places the organism in Eukaryota, Fungi, Ascomycota, Sordariomycetes, Sordariales, Sordariaceae.